Molecule: messenger RNA, 4049 nt
Organism: Pectinophora gossypiella (pink bollworm)
Lineage: Eukaryota; Metazoa; Arthropoda; Insecta; Lepidoptera; Gelechiidae
Gene: smg
Product: protein Smaug
Exons: 7
Coding region: 245-2017 (590 amino acids)
Biological process (GO): negative regulation of translation; regulation of mRNA stability; nuclear-transcribed mRNA poly(A) tail shortening
Cellular component (GO): P-body
Molecular function (GO): translation repressor activity; protein binding; mRNA binding
Source: RefSeq, a predicted model, not a curated record
CCAUUUUGGAUUUUGAUAAUCGUUGACUACUGGAAAACUGCAAUGUUUUUGAUCUACCUGUAAUUUUAUAUUGUAACAUUUAGUGCGUUAAACACGGGACAUAUACCGUCGGAACUUCCACUGCCGCCACCUCCCGCCUACUGUGUGGUUACACGAGUGGACUGUUUCAGGAACGAUCAGCUGUCGUGCCUUGACGUGAACACAAACAGAUUGAAUAUUGUGGGUUUGCUAUGGUGUUGUGGCUAUGAACGGCACGUUUUACGAGCAGUUGGGGAGCGUGGCGGGGCUAUUUGAGCAAUGGGGCGCGUGCGAGCGUACGGUGGUGGCGUGCGCGCUGGCGCGGCGAGUGCCGUGGCCGGGGUUGCGGCUGCUGCAAAGGGCAGUGGAAGCGGCACUCCGCUUACACGUCGAAGACGAGCGGCUGGAACAUGACGCAAAUGAUGAAGCCCUACUCACCGGCCUGUUGGCAGCCCGCGCUGACGACGACGACGAAGAAGGUGGUGAACGCCUCCGUCAACUAUUGACCCUCCUGCCUCUAUUGAGGACAGACAACGAGCGAGCCAAAGACGUGUACGUGAGCGCUGCUCCCGCGUUAGUACAAAGGUGCGUGGAUGCACCACGACGGUCGUCUGCCACUCCUGACCUGUGCCGGCAGCUGCUGUCUUACCUGCUUGUGCACCCGGCACUCACACAUCAUGACCAAAGGACACUAACACAGUGGCUAAGAUAUCUAGAAAACCAUAUAUCAGGUAACAGAAAUGCAGAGACAGUCUGGCAACAGAGGAUAGAACCAGGCCUCCUGCCAGACAAUAUCUGGGGCACAAGCAACGCUUUUAGACGGACAAUCGGCAAAAACGUCGAAUUUAGAGGCGUAGACCCAUUAGACAGCACAUUCUCGACAGAUUUUUUACAAGAAUCAUUUUCAAAGAAUGGCCGUGACGUAGAAAUUAGUUUAGAAGGGGAAAAACUAAAUUUUGACGCGGCGAUAGCGCAGCCAAAGUCGCAAAGAUCGAAUAGCCUGACGCCGCCUUCGACUAACUUCAUGCAGAUGUCUUCGUCUGCGGAGAACUUGAGCGACGAGGCGUUCGUUCAGAAACCUAGAAGUUUUUCCCUAUCUAGUGAACACAGUCUAAGCCAAAUAAGACCAAUUAGUAUAAUGUACGGAACGACGGGAAGUGAGACGCGGCUGGAUGACCUGCGAACCAACAACUUCGGGGAACAUCCGGGCAUGUCUACAGUGGCGCAGUGGCUCAAGAGUCUGCGCCUGCACAAAUAUGUGUGGCUGUUUACAAACAUCAGUUACGAACAGAUGAUGGCGAUUGACGAGAAAUACCUGGAGAAAUUAGGUGUAACAAAGGGCGCGCGACAUAAAAUACUAGUAUCCAUAAAGAAGCUGCAUGAACGAGAGGCGAUAGUAGCGGGGGUAGAAGCAGAGCUGGCCAGCGGCAGCGGGCCGGUGGCUGCAGUGCGAGCGUUGGAGCGGCUGCGGGCCGUGCUACUGAGCCCCAUGCCGCACGCAUCACCCCUGCCUGCUGCUGUCGUGAGAGCCCUUGAUCUUGCAUCAAAAACGAUAACGUCGAUGUGCAGUAACGGGGCGCGGGUGGCUGCGCCGGCGCUGGAGGAUGAGCACACGCCGCCCGUUGACCCGCUGUCGCUGCAUUGCUGGCUCGUUGAGAGGGCGCUGCACCACGAGUCAUUCACGCGUGCUGAGCUCCAGCAGGCGCUAAGGAGGCUGCGGCACCGGCUGCCGCCCCGGCAGUUCUUCCACCACGUGUGUGACCUGCCGCUCGCCAGGCGCAACCUGAAGCCUAAAUGGCGCACGGGUCCUCCGAACGGCUACCUAGCGCACAAGCGCGUGUGGCUGCCGCCGAGCAAGCCGCCGGCGCCGCGCGGCAAAUCCCACUCGUACCCGCCCUUCCCCGCCGCAGCACUGCCGCGACCCGCGCCCCCGCCCCCCGACGAGUACUCCAGUCUCGACGCCCUCUGUCUCCAAAUGACCGAGCAAGCCAUCAACUGAACACGAUAACCCCUCUCUUAUAUGUAGGCAUAGAAUAACAAUUACACACGUAUAGAAGGGACACUCCGCCCCGCACCGACACGAGAUAUAUUAAUUAGCCCAUCCCCGAUUUGCGUCCACUUCAGUCAGUAAGACGCAAGGAGUAAGAAGCGCGCACAGAUUGUAUGUCUCACUUGCACGCGGUAAGGAUGCAUCUGUGUACUGUCUGUGUGAGAAUGAUAUUUUUAUAGUGUCAAGGGUGUGAAGUAGGUCCCAUUUUGAAAAUGGAGGGUUGUCGUUAAUGUUGCCAUUGCUGUAAACUUUUGUCCCGAAAAAUCUCCACUUUCAAUACAGAGGGAGUUUGAUGCUCUAUUGUGAGUUGAAGUAGCAAAUUCAUUAUCGUCACAUCGUGACCGGUACCCGCCAAGUACAAAAUAUGGCAGACUUCCACAAAACAACUUAAGUUUUUAACUGACGUUAUUCAGUGUACAAUCACACUGCCAAUUUUGACUAGUAAUUGAGUGUACGGUCUUGUAUAAAGCUGAUGUUUAUGUGUAAAUACUACAAAACAUAGAGUAAAAACAAAACCAAUACUGGUAAGGGUUCGUUAAAGUUACAAUGUUCAUUAAAAUAAGUACUAUUAGUUAACCCGCGGGUUAUCACCAGGGAUCGAAUGCGAUUAGGUAUAAAGUUUACAAUAGCAAAGGGUCACUUAGCUUUUUAUUCGUGUUUGUUGUGGAAGGUACCACCCCGACGGCGUGGUAGCGAUAUAAUGCUGUGUACGUUACGUACGUGUUACGAUAGUUGAGGAUUUAGUAAAAUCUUAUAUAUAGUUGAAUGCACCAAUAUUUGUUGUUGUAAUAGGGUAGUUUCCAACUAAUCACGUCAUAGAAAAACGUGACAAACUAUUACACUUACGUUAUUAAAAUUCAUAAAUAAGUUAAUUAGAAAAAAAAAAAGUUUUUGCCACCUUUAGAUCUGUUUUUAUUUAGUAAUCCGAAUUUUAUAAUUUAUCUAGGAAACUACCCAAUUAUAUGUGGGGAUUACAAAGCUCCCUUGUUUACAGAAAUAUGGUCAUAAGCCUUACUGUGGACUUAUUCUUAAUGUAGCCAUAUGGAUUGCCAAGGUCCAACGAGUGUAAUUCAUCCCAACUCACUUUUUAUUAUUCUAAAUAAACUUUAUUAUUAUGCUAAGGACAAUCAUGAUUACAAAUGAAAUAUUAUUAUUUCAAUUAGUUUUAUAUGACUGGGUUUGCAUUGGGCAGUGCCCUCUAGUUAUUUUUGCUUUGAAAUGUUAUCCUCAAGAAAUUCAUAUUAUAUUCAUAGAAAUUAUUUCUGUAUAAAAUAUCAUUGUAUGUAAAUAAAUGGAGAGUUUAGAAUUUUGACUGUAGAUAGUCACGGGCCAAACUGUAUAUUAUUUUUAAGUUUAUCUAGUAAUGAAUUGAAGUUAACUCAAAAUGUUAUUUAUUUUAUAUAAUUUUCGUCUCAAACUUGUGCAGGUUUACAGAGGACUUUAUUAAAUGUUAUUUCUAUAUAGUAAAUUAUGCCAUCAUUUUUCUGUUUUUACAUUGUUUCUCCUUUCGCUGGUGCUCGUUUUCCGUUAUCUUUCCACUAGUUUACUCUAACUUUAUACACCAAGGUGUUCCUGAUGCCACGUCAGUGACGGCCUAAGUACGCGAGGGGAGGCGACGAUUAUUGACUAUUUAUUGUAUAUACGCUGUUUGUUGUCAUGUAUCGGGUGGUUGUUAACUUUAUUGUUACGUUUUGCGCACCGUCAGUGAUUCUAAAGUUAUAAAUGUUAAUGUAAUUUAGGCGUAAUUUUUGACUGAUAACUGCAUAAUUUAUAUAGAGUUUGCAAGCUUUUUAUUUAAUUUUAUAAUAAUUUAUAUUCUGCAAUCGUUUAAUAGUAAUAUAUUGACUGGAUCAGUAAGAUGAUUGUAUUUUGUGCAAUUUAUUUUUUAUUUAUACAGUUUAAGAACAAAUAUGGUAUCCCUGUAAAUACUGACAUGUUUCAUUAUAUUGAAGGUCAAUAAACUGCUCUUGCGCAGGAGGUA